AUAAGUCCAAUAACCAACUGUUAAUGGUGAUUUUGCGUCGUACGGUUGGUACCAAACCGAAAAUAGGGGUUAGGUUUAAGUCGUAAUUUCAAAACUUGAAACAAUUUUUAAUGUAAAAAACACGUGCAUAAGUUUCGGUUUAAAUUUAUUAAGAAAAUUACAACAUGUUUAGUGCGGUUAGACAGUCGGCGAAAUUAGUGAGGUUAGGUAAUUUCGUGCGUGUGCCCCCUUAUCGGCCCCCCAGAUCGUUUUUUUGUGCCGAGGCGGCUCAAGGUCCCAAUAUUGAGGCACUCACAAAUGGGGACAAAGAACUGGAACAUAAGUUGAAAGUUUUAAUUCUGGAAGUUGAUGUCAUGAGACAGGAGGGUAAAUUGGUUCCUGACGAUGAGUUCCUCAAAGACAAGCAUUGGAAAGAACUGCUCGAAUUGCCGACUUAUUCGGCCCGCAAGCGCUUGUUAGAAUAUCUAUUUAAAAUCUCAAAAAAGAAGGAAAACAGACUGAUCAAAAAAGAAGAGAAAAAGCAGCAACGCGGGGACAAGCCCGAAAAGAAGGAAAACGAAACGCUUGAAGAGUUCGUCUCGACGUACGAUUUGGCCCACAAUAAUAUUUUUCUGCGGGUUUACGAUAACACAAUCAAUCAGUUGUACAAUAACCGGUUGGUUCAAGCGAUGCAAUUUGGGCAAAAACUGGUGGUGGAUUGUGGCUAUGACCAGGAUAUGACAGUCAGGGAAAAUAAAAACUGUGCCAAACAACUGACUUUAUUAUUUGCCGAAAAUCGGGCCCAUGAUGAUCCCUUCGAUUUGCAUUAUUGUAGCCUCGCCCCUGACACCAUCCUCCACGAAACUCUUCAGAGUAAUAUUGCAACGUUGCACGAACCUUGGUUCCCCCUCAACGUGCACGAAACCAGUUAUUUGGAAAAAUUCCCGAGGGAACAGUUGGUUUAUUUAACCCCUCAUUGCCGGGAAGAACUGGUGAAGUAUGACCAUGACGCCAUCUACAUUAUCGGCGCAAUUGUCGACAAGGUCAACACUCAGCCCUUAUCCCUGGCCAAGGCCAAGCGUGAGGGGCUGAGAAUGGCCAAACUGCCCCUUGACCGCUACCUCCAAUGGGGCUCCGGUUCGGGCAAAAGCCUCACUUUAAAUCAAUGUGUGGCAAUUUUGUUGGACGUUAAGCACACCGGCGACUGGGAAUACGCUCUGAGGCACGUCCCCAGACGGAAAAUCAUCCAAAUGACCGACCAAAAAGAACAGAAAUCCUUCAAAAGCAGGUUCUGGAAGCCAGGCAAGAAACUGGAUUUAUCCAGGAAGGAUAGGAGAGUAGAAGUUAGGAGUAUCAUGUAUGAUGAAAAUUAAACACAGUAGAUUAUUAA
Tribolium castaneum (red flour beetle) is the source of this 1369-nucleotide messenger RNA. RefSeq names its product roswell (gene rswl). NCBI's taxonomy places the organism in Eukaryota, Metazoa, Arthropoda, Insecta, Coleoptera, Tenebrionidae. Gene Ontology annotation, cellular component: nucleus; nucleoplasm; mitochondrion. Gene Ontology annotation, biological process: mitochondrial tRNA 5'-end processing; positive regulation of mitochondrial translation. The transcript is spliced from 3 exons. Gene Ontology annotation, molecular function: tRNA binding. The coding region runs from base 165 to 1352 and encodes 395 amino acids. The record is from RefSeq and is a predicted model, not a curated record.